Eruca vesicaria subsp. sativa (arugula) is the source of this 1493-nucleotide messenger RNA. The record is from the annotation of a GenBank genome assembly. NCBI's taxonomy places the organism in Eukaryota, Viridiplantae, Streptophyta, Magnoliopsida, Brassicales, Brassicaceae.
CAAAUAACUAGAAAAUGAAACUAAAAGUAAGUUUAAGCAAAUUGAAAAAAAAACACAAGAAACAUAUUGUUCAUCCUCAUCUAUUACGUUUCUUGGACUCAUUAUCUUGCAUGAACAUACGCGAUGGUACGUUAAUAUGUGAAUUAACUGUAAAGUGAAGAAAAGGGUGAAUUGUGAAGCAGCGAAUGACGAUUCUAUUCCCUUCCUGAUCAUGUUCAAGCGACAAGUAAUCGACACGUGGCACUUUAAGAUUUGCUGAAACUGUAAAACUCCUCAAUAAGAUUCUAUCUCCGUGACGACUUGUCCUUAUAAAUCUUCCACUCGUUGUCUUCCUUUUCCCUCAAACCUUCACUUGUCUUUCCCUUUCUUUUAUAAAGAGUAUCAAAAGCUUUUAUCAUCAUCACAGCAACAAACUCAGAAUAGGAGUUCGAGUCUCUCUAAUUAGGAACCAAUCAGCAAUCGGAAAAAAUGAAGGGUGGUUUGCUUGUGGACGAUAAAUUUAUACACGGGCAAGACAAGAACCUGACUGUUCGAAAAACUUCUCUCUUUUUCGCGGGAGAUGGUUUCACGGUUUACGACUGCAAGGGCUCUUUGGUCUUUCGCGUGGACUCUUACGGUGGUCCCAACAACCGCGACACCGACGAGGUUGUCCUCAUGGACGCUCACGGUCGCUGUCUCCUAACCCUCCGGCGAAAGAGGCCGAGUUUGAGACGUAGAUGGGAAGGGUAUCUCGGGGAGAGAACAGAAGGUCAAAGACCGAUCUUCGGGGUGAGGAGAUCGUCGAUAAUCGGGAGGAACAGCGUGACGGUGGAGGUUUACGCUGAGUACGAGUGCAGCGAGUACCUGAUCGAAGGUAAUUUCGGGCAGAGAAGCUGCACGGUGGUGGAGGCCGAGACGAGGCGGAAGGUGGCGGAGAUACGUCGUAAAGUGGAUGCGUCAACGAACGUGAUGCUUGGGAAAGACGUUUUCUCGUUGAACGUGAAGGCCGGUUUUGAUGGAGCCUUUGCCAUGGGAUUGGUCCUUGUGCUUGAUCAGAUCUACGGUGACGAUUUCGUUGAGGUUGGUGAGGAACAGGUGCACCCUUCCGCAGAUGAUCAUUGAUUUCUUCUUUCCUUUUUUUUUUUAUGGGUGGGAAACAAAAAACGAGUGGAAUUAAUAAUAGAUAUCUAGUUGUGAGUUUCUGUCGGCUUGAAAGGAACGAUUUGGACCAAUAUAUCCUGUCUGUCACUUGCUGUGGUUUGAUUUUAUUUGAAUUACUCUCUAUGUUACAGCUAUUUAAUUCGGAUAACAAAAGGUUUUAAUGUCUUAAUAAAAGAGUUAGUUAGUUGUGGAUAAAUAAAAUAUGUUUUCUUUUGCCAAUUUAAUCCCUUUUUGUUGGUGAGGUAGGCGAGAAGUUAUAGGUUAUCUCCAACGAGUUCAGAAUUUACAUUAGUCAAUAUACGAAGCUAUUAGCAUAAAGGAUGUGUCACAUCUCUUUUUUUUUUUCUCUCAAU